Molecule: messenger RNA, 1623 nt
Organism: Galendromus occidentalis (western predatory mite)
Lineage: Eukaryota; Metazoa; Arthropoda; Arachnida; Mesostigmata; Phytoseiidae
Exons: 3
Coding region: 1-1623 (540 amino acids)
Source: RefSeq, a predicted model, not a curated record
AUGGAACAGGUUACAGGAUCGGUUAGUUAUGGUAACCUGAUGAACACCCUCCAAACCGCAAUAGCCCAUAAUACGAAACUCAUCCACCUAAACACGAACAAAAAAAUGCUGGUGCCUGAAAUAUCGCGACUGACGAGUAACAGACCGAUCUGUGUAUCUGACGUCCUGUACAGAGUUUUCACAAGAAUAUUGGGGAAACACAUACAACAAUGGGCGGAAGAUACGGAACAGCUCUCGGAGAUGCAGAAUGGGUUCAGAAAAGACCGCCGGGGCGAGGAUAACAUUUUUAUCCUAACAUCCGCGAUAGAAAUCGCAAGAGCACAAAAGACGGGCCUGAUUUGCGUGUUUCUGGACGCCACAAAAGCAUACGAUCGAAUAGAUCGAAGGAAACUGUGGCAAACAUUGGAGGAGAGAGGCAUGAGUCCGUCAAUAAUCGAACUCUUGAAACACCUGUACGAGGAAACCUUUAUCUUCGUACGACACGGUGAGUACACCUCGGAGGAAGUAUCCAUCCCUAUUGGACUUCGGCAAGGGUGUCCCCUAUCUCCCAUCCUCUUCAGCCUAUACAUCGCAGACCUCGGAAAACAGCUCCUGGAAACGGGACUGGGGUUCAGAUUUGCGAAAAAGAGCAAUUUCUGGGAUGUAAAGGAGAACAAAUUCUUUACGAUCCCCGGACUACUCUUUGCUGACGACCUAUGUCUGAUGGCAAACAAGAUCGGCGAUAUGAGAGCUCUUCUGGAGAUAACAUCCAAGUUUGGCGACAACCGGCCCAUCAAAUUCAAUCCCCAGAAGAGCGGAGUGAUAGUCUUCUCUCGACCGCCCUCAACACAUAUGCACGAUCAGGGCCUCACGAUACAGGGGAGGCAGAUCCCAGAAGUAGAAUCCUACAAAUAUCUGGGAAUCGAGUUAUCGGCCGAAAGGUACUACCUAUCACAACACUGGGAGAAGGUAACCUGGACGGCGAACAAGGCAAUCCAAAGACUCAACGCGAGAACGUUAUGGAGCUUCAAUAGAUUCGAAGUAUCCAAAAUUCUCUGGAAAGCCACGGCAGUACCGCAACUCACCUAUUGCAACGCAACAAUAACUAUGCCGAAGAGACUGAGAAACCUUAUCGAAGUCAGGCAGAGAGAUGCGGGAAGGUGGGCCCUUGGCAUACCACACUCCACAAUUUCGAAGGAGUUUAUCGAAGGCGAACUCGGAUGGAGUUCUUUCGAGGCAAGAGAGGCCACGAGCAAAACGAUGUAUUUCGAGAGCGUGAAACAUAUGGACCAAAAACGCUGGCCCAGACGUAUCCUCACUGCCAUAGAGUUGACCAAAGCUAGGAACAUGGUCACCAAAACCACAUUACGUAUAUAUCGACAAUUCAAAGACAAAAGGGGUCUUGAGAGGAAUAUAUACGACAACAGGCGAGGCAGCCGACUCUUGGCGCUUGCAAGAGCAGGAAUGCUCAACACCAGGAGUCGACAACAUGCCCGAGACCCUUCGAUCGACGAAAGCUGCCCCAAAUGCGGAGCCCCAGAGACAGACACCCACAUCGUUCUGGAAUGCGAGGAAGGAAGAUUCGACCACAAGAAUAUUCGCACCGACUUGGACUUCACCCUGGUACAACCGCGAAUGAUCUAA